AUGAAACUGUUAUUGAUCAAAUUCUUGCUGACGUUGUCAGCUGUAGCUCUGAGGCUUCGACAGGAUAUUCAGCAGCUCCUGGCAGGGCCGUUUGAACUGACGAUUGAUAAUGGGGGGAAAACAGUGUUCGCUAACUAUCCCGGCGAAUUGAGCUUUGCAACCGACCUAUUUGAAUAUUCAGCCGACGGAGCAUCCGCUAACUAA
This is a messenger RNA of Gregarina niphandrodes, 204 nucleotides long. RefSeq lists its product as hypothetical. NCBI's taxonomy places the organism in Eukaryota, Apicomplexa, Conoidasida, Eugregarinorida, Gregarinidae. The record is from RefSeq and is a predicted model, not a curated record. The coding region runs from base 1 to 204 and encodes 67 amino acids. The transcript is spliced from 3 exons.